UCGAAUACAGAUGACGCAGUUGUUUCGUUCGGGUUUGUGAAUUGUAAUAAUAAAUCAAUCGAUCACUAUAGUCCUAUUUGUGUUUAACGUGUGCUGUAUUUUUUACGAGGAGGCUCCACCCGGAGAAGCUAUUUACCUGUAAUAAAGAACUUUUUACAUGUUGCAAGUGCUUUUCAAGGCCUAAGAAUGUACAGAUAUAAAAUAACCCUUAAAGAUCGCCAGCAGCUGUACAAACUGAUUGUUAGCCAAUUGCUGUACGAUGGGCACCUCCAGAUUGCUAAUGGUCUAGUCAACGAGCUAAAGCUCCACUCUGUCUGCGCACCUUCUGAGCAGUUACUUCACCUCAUUAAAGUGGGCAUGGAGAAUGACGACAGUGCUGUACAGUAUGCAAUUGGCCGUUCUGACACUGUGGCGCCAGGAACGGGCAUUGAUCUGGAAUUUGAUGCAGAUGUCCAAACUAUGUCCCCAGAGGCCUCAGAAUACGAGACCUGUUAUGUGACCUCUCAUAAGGGACCAUGCCGAGUGGCAACCUAUAGCAGAGAUGGCCAGCUGAUAGCCACUGGUUCCGCAGAUGCUUCCAUAAAGAUACUUGACACUGAGCGCAUGUUGGCCAAAAGUGCUAUGCCAAUUGAGAUUAUGAUGAAUGAAACCGCCCAGCAGAAUAUGGAAAACCACCCUGUGAUUCGCACGUUGUAUGACCAUGUUGACGAGGUCACUUGUCUUGCUUUCCACCCAACAGAACAGAUUCUGGCAUCUGCUUCCAAAGACUUCACUUUGAAAUUAUUUGACUACUCAAAACCGUCGGCUAAAAGAGCCUUCAAGUACAUACAGGAAGCAGAAAUGCUACGUUCAAUAUCAUUCCACCCCUCUGGAGACUUCAUUAUUGUUGGCACACAACACCCUACACUGCGCCUCUAUGACGUCAACACCUUCCAGUGCUUUGUGUCCAGUAACCCACAAGACCAACACACGGGUGCCAUUUGCUCUGUUAAUUAUAACAGCAGUGCAAACACCUAUGUGACCUGCAGCAAGGAUGGCAGCAUCAAGUUAUGGGAUGGAGUGUCCAAUCGCUGCAUUAAUACAUUUGAAAAGGCCCAUGAUGGUGCAGAAGUGUGCUCUGCAAUCUUCUCUAAGAACUCCAAGUACAUUCUUUCAAGUGGUAAAGACUCUGUAGCCAAACUUUGGGAGAUCUCCACUGGGAGGAUGUUGGUCAAAUACACAGGCGCUGGCCUGAGCGGGAGACAGGUGCACCGAACACAGGCUGUAUUUAACCACACAGAGGACUAUGUUUUGUUGCCAGAUGAAAGAACCAUCAGCCUUUGCUGCUGGGAUUCUAGAACUGCCGAACGGCGGAACCUCCUCUCACUUGGACAUAACAAUAUAGUGCGCUGUAUUGUCCACUCUCCAACCAAUCCUGGAUUCAUGACUUGCAGCGAUGACUUCCGAGCCAGAUUUUGGUACCGCAGGUCAACCACAGACUAAGCUUCCAAGCAGUGAAUACCACCGUUCCCAACAGCACACUGCCAAAAACAACUACAUCGGUAUCCUGUUGCAUUACAAUAUGUGCCAAUUCAAACUUCCUAUGAAGGAGAAUUUAAUUAUUUGAAAAAUUAAAAAGUAAUAGAAAUGUAUUGGAUUGCACAUAUGUUAAAGGAAGGUUGCAAAUUUAUUACGGUUUAUUAAAAUACUUCCAAAAUGUACAAUCACUUGCAGCAGUGUUCUAGAAUAGAUUUUUUUUUUGGGGGGGGGGGGGGGUUGCUAAUCCUUUUACAUAUAGUUGGUUUUUGAAAGCUUAUCUAGUGUCAUUGCUAAUUUUAAAUUGGGUAAACCUACGAUUUUUCUUCAGCAAAUGUAUCUUGUCUAAAAAUGCAAUGCAGAUUACUAGGUCUUUUAAAUGUUAUGUCCAAAAGUAUUGUUCGGUGCAUUGAGUCAUGUCAUGGCUAAUACAGUGUAGACCCCACAUCUAAGUCUGUGUGGUCAAGAUCAAAAUGUUACAGAUAAUGUUAUUUAGUCAGUUUUAAAUCUCACCCAAAAUUAACCUGCAAACCUUUUUUAGUUAAUGAUUGAAGGGUAUGUUUAAAAAUUCUGUUUAAAUUGAUGGACAUUCUGUGUAUAAUUGUUUGUUUUAUCAAAAAUAUAGUGACAUUAGAAUUUGACUUCUAAUGUUUAAUUUGU
Messenger RNA from Bombina bombina (fire-bellied toad), 2175 nucleotides. It is a transcript of the gene CSTF1, whose product is annotated as cleavage stimulation factor subunit 1. Gene Ontology annotation, biological process: mRNA 3'-end processing. The coding region runs from base 187 to 1482 and encodes 431 amino acids. Lineage: Eukaryota; Metazoa; Chordata; Amphibia; Anura; Bombinatoridae. Gene Ontology annotation, cellular component: mRNA cleavage stimulating factor complex. The record is from RefSeq and is a predicted model, not a curated record. The transcript is spliced from 6 exons. Gene Ontology annotation, molecular function: RNA binding; protein binding.